Messenger RNA from Phaedon cochleariae (mustard beetle), 1659 nucleotides. The record is from the annotation of a GenBank genome assembly. NCBI's taxonomy places the organism in Eukaryota, Metazoa, Arthropoda, Insecta, Coleoptera, Chrysomelidae.
AUGGCCGACCACUUCUACAACCCCAUCAACCACCUCACCCAAGCCGAACUCAUGGAGAAAUUCAACCUGGCCUUCUACGAAGCCCAAAACCUCACCAAAAACGACAUCAUCUCCACCUUCAACGAAACCAACCCGGAAACCACCCAGAUCGACGAAACAAACGACGACAGCCUCAUAGACUACUUGAUCUCCAACGAUGACACCCCAGCCUCGACCCCUAACAGCGAGGCGGACGUCAACUUCGACUUCAACGACUUCGUGGUCGACUUCGAUCAGAACCUGAGCCAGAGUGGCGAUUGCUUCGACUCAGAAACCUACACCACCGAGAGCACCAACGCAGAGUCCGACUUCAACGCUGAUUUCAAUUUCUCGCAGUUCUUCGUUCCGCCGCCGUUUGCCGAUGACAGGCGAAUCGAGGAAGAAGAAGAAGAGCUGAUUGACAUAGACCUAUGCGAGGAGCUGGAUUUGGAUUUUGACGGGCUGCAGACGGAGUUUCAGGAGCUGGGAGGCAGUGGUGAGGUCUUUGAAGAAGACAGAGGAAGUCUUCUGCCACCUGUAGGGACUAUCACCAAGACCAACGUGGAUUUCAAUAAUUUCCUGAGGAGGACGCCAGCUGAACAAGUCUCUUAUUUGAAUCAGGACUCCCUGAACAGAAACGACUUCGGCCACUUGAUAGGCACCACCAGCUUCGUCCCUCAGCCCUCCUCUGAGGAUUUCUUCCCAGAGGACAACCACAUGGUCCUCAAGCAGUCGGAGGCCCUCAUCAACGACGACCCACUGCUCAGCUCCAGCUGCCUGACGAUGAUCCCUCUGGGCAGGAGAGGCAGGGAGGAGGAAUGUGAGGAGGAAUGUGAGGGGUUCAGGGGCUCGGAGGGGUACCAGUGCAAGUGGGAGGGGUGCUACGGCACGUACGAGUCACAGGGCUCGUUGGUGAGGCAUAUCGAGAAGUGUCACGUGGAGCUGAAGAGGGGUGAAGAAUUUACAUGCUUUUGGGAUGAUUGCCCUCGAAAAACCAAACCGUUCAAUGCGAGAUAUAAGCUUUUGAUCCAUAUGCGGGUACACAGCGGAGAAAAACCAAAUAAAUGUCCGUUCGAGGGAUGCAACAAGGCCUUCUCGAGAUUGGAAAAUUUGAAAAUACACCAGAGGAGCCAUACAGGGGAACGUCCAUAUCUGUGCCAAUUUACAAGCUGCACCAAAAGCUUUUCCAAUAGUUCAGACAGAGCGAAACAUCAACGGACUCAUUUUGAUACCAAACCCUAUGCUUGCCAAGUGUACGGCUGCACGAAGAAGUACACCGACCCCAGCAGCCUCAGGAAGCACGUCAAGAACCACACUGUGGAAGAGCAGAUGCAGAUCAAGAGGCGAUCGAACGAGGAAGGCACGAAUUUCAUAUCCCAGUCGCUGGCCAAGAAGUUCCUGGACCCGAGCAAACAAAAGGCCGUUAAAGAGGUCGUCUACUAUACCACCUUCGAGCACAGCUACUCCCACACAUUGGUCGAGAAGAAAUGUGACUCGAUGAACAUCAAAAGGGAUUUGAAGAAUAAGAUAUCCGAGAAGUCGAGAAUGAGAAAGGGUGAUCAUACAAAUGAUCCUGGUAUGAAAGGUUUUCUUGACAAGGAGAAGCUGAGAAGAGAACUGGUGGAUUCACAAGUUUUCUAA